ACUAAGCAGUAAAGUUUCUGCAACGUGUCCAUUGGCUCAACUCAGUCCUCCUUCGGACUCCAACAACAGCCAAGUCCCAAGUGAGUCCACCACAGUCUUCUCUGUCUUCCACCACCCUUUCUCCGAUCCAAAAUCAAAAUCAUCGACUAAUCAUCCUCAGAUUACCCCUCAACAAUCAUGUUAUUCUCCGAUUCAUCACCUACAACUCUAAUCCUCCUCUUAAUCACUUCAAUUUCCCUACUCCUAAUCUUCUCCCCAUCUUUACCCAACACCACCAAUCCUAAUCACUCCCUCUACCUCACUUUCACAGACAAUUCAUCCAUUUCAAACAACCUUCAAAUCCUCACCACUAGACCUCACAUAGCCGGUUCAUUACCCAACGCCGACGCCGCUUCUUUCGUCCUCUCCACUUUCAAAUCCUACUUCCCUCCCCAAAUCAAUUCCCACAUCGCAUCUUACCACGUAUCCUUAACGUACCCAUCAUCACGUACCCUCACUUUGAUACGUCCUCAUCCGUACCCGCUCACACAUUUUGACCUCACCCAGGAGAAUUACUCCAAAAAUCCCUAUGCUCACGAGGUGGGCGAAACGUUUCACGCGUUCGCGAAGUCGGGUACGGCCGUCGGACCGGUCGUGUAUGCGAAUUACGGGAGCGUCGAGGAUUUCGAAAAGCUGAGACAGAUGGGUGUAAACGUGUCCGGAACGGUUGUGUUGGCGAGGUACGGGAAGAUAUACCGUGGGGAUAUCGUCAGCAAUGCCUAUGAUGCAGGCGCAUUGGGUGUUUUGGUGUAUACAGAUAGGAAAGAUUAUGGUGGUCCGGAGGGCUUUCCUGAUAACAAAUGGAUGCCACCAACUGGGGUCCAGGUCGGCACGGUUUAUAAUGGUGCCGGUGAUCCGUCAACUCCUGGAUGGGCUAGUACUAGUUCUUGUGAAAGAUUAUCAACGGAUGAAAUUGAACAAGGUGGUGAAGUUCCUCUGAUUCCAUCUUUACCUAUAUCAGCUGAUGAUGGUGAGUUAAUCCUAAGGUCAUUAGAUGGACAAGUGGCGAAGGAUGAUUGGCAAGGUGAUUCUAAUGCUCCUGUUUAUAGAGUUGGUCCUGGUCCUGGAAUUUUGAACCUCACCUAUAAUGGAAAAUUUGUUAUAAGCAAAAUAGAGAAUGUAAUUGCUGUUAUUCAGGGAGUUGAAGAGCCUGAUAGAUUUGUGAUAUUGGGUAAUCAUCGAGAUGCAUGGACAUUUGGUGCCGUUGAUCCUAACAGCGGAACUGCAGCAUUACUAGAUGUUGCAAGAAGACUUGGUAAAAUGCAAAAGAGUGGAUGGAGACCAAGACGAACGAUUAUCUUGUGCAAUUGGGAUGCUGAGGAGUAUGGUCUGAUAGGUUCAACAGAAUGGGUUGAAGAGAAUAGAGAAAUGCUGGCAUCAAGAGCUGUUGCGUAUUUGAACAUGGAUUGUGCUGUCUCAGGACCAGGAUUUCAAGCUUCUGCAACUCCUCAGCUUGAGGAACUACUCAAAGAAGUUGCUCAACAGGUUCCAGACCCGGAUAAUUCCUCGCAAACGAUGUAUGAUUCUUGGACUGGUUCUAAAGGUUCUCCUACAUUUGGGAGAUUAGGAGGUGGAGGGUCUGAUUAUGCACCGUUUGUUCAACAUGUUGGAGUGUCUGCCAUUGAUAUGCUCUUUGGGGGAGGGUACCCUGUCUACCACUCAAUGUAUGAUGACUUCACGUGGAUGAGAAAAUUCGGCGAUCCUAUGUUCCAAAGACAUGUUGCAGCUGCAAGCAUUUGGGGACUAGUUGCUCUUCGUCUUGCGGAUGAUGAGUUCUUACCUUUUAACUAUCUCUCUUAUGCAAACGAACUUCAGACAAGCACAAAGGAACUAGAAGACCAAAUCUUGGGCAAGAGUGUGAGCCUCCUACCGUUGUACAGAUCAAUCCAAGAGCUUAAGAAAGCUGCAGUUAAAAUCGAUAAACAGAAAAAGGUGUUGGAAGACAGGAAAGGUUGGGCAUCGCUGUGGAGAAGAUAUCCCUUCAAAGCAAGAGAGUUGAACGAUCGGUUAAUGAUGGCGGAACGAGCAUUCACUGACAGAGGCGGUCUCCCUGGGAGGCCAUGGUACAAGCAUUUGAUUUAUGGACCAUCAAAAUACAAUGAUUACGGGUCCAAAUCAUUUCCUGGGAUAGAUGAUGCCAUUGAAAAGGCAACGACCAUGAACACUGUGGAAUCAUGGCGCCCGGUGCAACAUGAAAUCUGGAGAGCCUCUAGAGCCAUAACACAGGCAUCGUUAGUCCUCAAUGGCAAACUGACAUGAUCCAUAUAUGUCAGCAUUGUUCCACAUUGACAUUAUAGCCAAUUUGCUUCGACAUAAUGAGUUAAUCAGGUACUUAGUUUUUUUUACCGGUACAUAAACUUUCUUUAGCAAUAUUGCAAUAUGCAUUCUUUCAACAUCGAAAUAUGCCUAAAACCCUUUCUAAUACGGCAAAUAGAUUCAUUGAUGGUGAUGCUUAUCACAAUCUUCUGUUAAGGACAAAAAAUCUCAGCAUUUUCUUUCGAAGGUUUUAGUCUAAAGUAGUACGUAAUUGACUAAACUUCCCAAGAGGUCCCCGGAUUCAAAAGUAGUGGGAAAGCGGAAACUUGUUUCCAUGCACUUCACUAAAAUCAAUAUUGAUGGCUCCUUUUGUCACACCACUCACCACAAAAGACUGGGGAAUUGGACAAACCAUGAGAAAUUAUUGUGCACCAUAAUCCAAUUUGCUGCAAUAUAUAUUGCUCAUGCAAUGCCCACCGACGUGCAAUAUUUUUUUCCCGACAAGAUCCACCAGUGUGGCUUGUGCAUUCAGAUAUUAGAAAUCAAGGCAAUUAUAUGGUACGAAGAGAUCCAAUCUGAAGUAGUGGGUAGCUAGCUGGCCUUGGAAUCUGGUCAUGUGAAGCUUCGUGACUAUGCUAAUGUUUGUUUAACAGUGGGUGGCAAUUUCUAACUUCAUAGGAAGAGAAUUGCAAAAGUACAAAACCAUGCGACUAGUUUUCAUCAUCGUUCAUUUCUAGAAGUUUAUCUCUAGAAGUUUGUUUACAUGAUUGAUCAAGACAUUAAUAGUAGUGCACAAAGACCCGUCACCACCAAUGCACUAACUAUGGAGUAUUCAAAAAACUAUUACCUUCGUUCAAACAUGGAGAAACUUCUUGCAGUUUGCCUUGAAAAAAUUUAUACCACUAAAAUGGUGCCAAUCUUGUCAAAAAGUUACAUGGUGUACAAAAAUCCUAUAUGUUUCUCAUUGGUGGGCGUGCCCGAAAAACAGAAAUGUCUCUCUACAGGAAAAACGUUAUCAAUAAAAUACAUGGUCUACAAAAAAA
This is a messenger RNA of Papaver somniferum (opium poppy), 3338 nucleotides long. Its product is annotated as probable glutamate carboxypeptidase LAMP1. The transcript is spliced from 13 exons. Lineage: Eukaryota; Viridiplantae; Streptophyta; Magnoliopsida; Ranunculales; Papaveraceae. The record is from RefSeq and is a predicted model, not a curated record. Bases 178 to 2298 code for a protein of 706 amino acids. Gene Ontology annotation, molecular function: carboxypeptidase activity.